AUGGAUACGACUUUACCGAGUAUAAAGCAAUACUUUAUCACACCACUAACUCCAAAAGAAGAAGGGGUCAUGAAUAAAGUUAAUGAAUUACUUCAUGGAAGCUCAACGGAUAUAGCGCGGGCAUAUACAUUUCUUCACGACGGCAUUGCACGCCCUGCUUUUGUCCAACUACUUUUGAAAGUAAACCCACUGCUUUACACCUUCACGUUGCAAUCAAAACCGAUUGGAGACUGUACUUCUAUUAUUAACUCAUUGCUCAGCUUUUUAUAUCAAAUGAUACAAACCGCUGGAGACGAUUAUAUCAAAUUACUGUUACUCCCUGCGACUAAAAUCUCUAUUUCUUUUGGGUUCUUGUUAUCAGACCACACUCUUGUGAACACCCAAUUGUUGGGACUGCAAGUACUUUCUCUCAUUCCUAUCAACCACGACUUCAUUGAGUUGAUCCCUCCACUCAGCUUUUUGGCUAUCGGACAACACGCGGAAUUGGCUCUCCGCAUUCUGAAGAAGGUCGUCACGACCAAAGAAGCUGUCACUUAUUUUGUCGAAACUAAGUGCGUUGGACAUCUGUGCAUUGCACUCCACACACAAAGUACACACGACAAAGAGGCUUCGCUUGAAAUCAUUGUCUCGCUCUUUAGAGACUGCGACGACAGUUUAAGAGAGAAGAUUGCUACUGAAAUUAAUGAAGAGUCUAUUCUUGAACACGGAUUCUUUGUCUUCACGCAAGGCACUCUAAAGAUGAAGGUCUUUAUGUUAAAUAUCAUUGCUCAUAUGUCAUAUGUCAGCCCAUGCCAGAUGGCUAUAUUUGAGAGCGGGAUAAUGCCCCUUGUUGUGAAGAUGUUAGGAGAGAGUGAGAAUCGUGUAGUGAUGAGUGCUUUAGUAGUCAUCCAGUACAUCACUGAAAGUCAAGUGAAUUGCGACGAGUUUGAGGGAAUUGGCGUGGUGCCCCUCCUCACGAAUAUUCUCAAGAAAUUUCCGGACUCUGUCGAACAGAAAGUCGUGAUCAAUGCGAUGGAGGCUUUAAAGAAUUUGAGUACAAAUGAUACUCUAAUGGAGGAGAUGGUCGUGUUUGAUACACAAAAGGUGAUUGAAGACCUUGGGAAGAAAGAAGGUCUUGUCAAGAGAGUGAAAGACAACAUAGAUUUGGUCACUGUCAAAAUCAAAUCAUUUUCAACUCUUCAAUUUAAAGGGGAAGAAGUCUCUUCACAGGAGCGAGCGACUGCACACGAGUUCUUAGGGAAAGUUUAUAAUGUGUAUAAAUACCGAACUUUGUAUGGAGACUACGACAAAGAAAAAACAGAAGAGCGACUGAGUGCAAUUCGAGAGUUACAAAAAGUCUUUGUGGACCAAUACAACGAAACGUUUGAUAUCAACAAACUCUCGUUUGAUAAUGUGAACGAAUUAAACGUCGACAUUUAUUUGAAUGUCUCUGAGUCUUUAGACCAUUGCGAAGAGACUAUGGACCUUCCUUCAAUGUCCACGAUACUUUUGAGUAAAAUAUCACAAGAGGAUUUGACGAGAUUUUAUAGUCACCGACUUGACUGUGCGAUCAAGAAGAAUACAGAGAACUUUGUAUUCAAGGCUGAACAAAAGCAUUUGAACUUGAUCGACCAAUUUGUUGACGGCUUAGUUGAACCCAUGAAAGAGAUAUGUAGUGUUUCGGACACACAGACAUACUUCAAUGUGAUAGAAAAGGUCCAAACGAUAGUUGGGGGUAUCCAAGAGAGUAUUCCGGCAGACUCUUCAUUUGAAGUGUUCUUGGAUAAGUACAUGGAGGGGAUGGCAUCGAACUCCCUGUACAAGACAUAUGCCAUUUUCAUUAACGCACAAGACAGAAACACGUUUGAGUACCCACAAAAGAUCGCUGAAAUCAUCAAAGCGUACGAAAAGGAGAAUAAAAGUGUUGUAGAUGUCAUGGGAGAAGUGUACCAUCACAUCAAUAAGCUCCACAUGUACUUUGAUGUCUUAACCGUCACCCACAGUUGGUCGAAACUGUCGAAAGCAGUUGAGGAGGGCAAAGACAUUCUUAAAAAGGGCGAACAGGCCCUCCAGAACAUCCUUCAAAAGAUCGAGUUGAAUUACUUGGGCAUAUGCCUCAAGAAGUUAGGAGUUGGGAUCGAAGAGAAUGUUGUCAAGUCACAACAAGUGCUUCUGCGAUAUAAAGGGAUGCAAUUGGUCACAAUGGUACUUGUCGAAACGAAACUUGUGUUCCUUGUGAUGCUCGACAAGAAGUUCCGUAUGCUUGAGGCGUUCCCUGUUAAAGACCUCGAGCUGAUUGGCGUGAUGCAAAGUGACAAAUCGAAUAAAGCCAUAUUCGGAUGUGUUGGAGAGUCGUUUGAUAUCGUUUUCUUUAACUCAAAUGAGCUCUUUGAGUGGAAACAUGUGUUUGGUGACGUUAUCAAAGGUGGGCUUUGUUAA
Molecule: messenger RNA, 2418 nt
Organism: Entamoeba invadens IP1
Lineage: Eukaryota; Evosea; Mastigamoebida; Endamoebidae
Exons: 2
Coding region: 1-2418 (805 amino acids)
Source: RefSeq, a predicted model, not a curated record